Xiphophorus hellerii (green swordtail) is the source of this 2333-nucleotide messenger RNA. Its product is annotated as solute carrier family 22 member 2-like. Gene Ontology annotation, cellular component: membrane. NCBI's taxonomy places the organism in Eukaryota, Metazoa, Chordata, Actinopteri, Cyprinodontiformes, Poeciliidae. Gene Ontology annotation, molecular function: transmembrane transporter activity. The record is from RefSeq and is a predicted model, not a curated record. Gene Ontology annotation, biological process: transmembrane transport. Bases 74 to 1723 code for a protein of 549 amino acids. The transcript is spliced from 12 exons.
GAGGGCAGACCUUUACAGAAACCUACAGUGAGCCGAACAGACCAGCAUCAAACACUCAAACUUCAGCGUUUGGAUGGCGACCUUUGAUGACCUCCUGGAGGAGGCCGGCUCUUUCGGCCGCUGCCAGAAGCGGAUCUUCGCCAUGCUCUGCUUCUUGUCGUUGCCUUUCUCCGGCGUCUAUGUUGGGAUCGUCUUCCAGGGCUUCACGCCGGAUCACUGGUGCCGGGACUCUGCGCUGGUGGAGAAGAGGGAGGCCUGCGGAUGGAGCCUGGAGAAGAGUCGCAGCCUGACGGCGCCGCUGCUCAACGUCUCAGGAGUCCUGCAGCACAGCAGCUGCGAUCAGCAUGAGGUGGACUGGAACAACACAGAACUCAGCUGUGACCCAGAAGGACUGGACUUUAGUAGAGUGGCUGUUACACCAUGCAAGGAAGGCUGGGAAUAUCAUUAUGAAGGCAGGAAGUCAUUUGUCACCGAGUUCAACCUGGUGUGUUCAGAUGGAUGGCUGGUGGAUAUGUACCAGUCAACUCUCAACAUGGGCUUCCUCGUUGGCAGCUUUGCUUUUGGUUACUUUGCUGACAGAUUUGGAAGAAUGAAGAGUUUCCUCAUGUCCAACGUGAUAAACGUCGUAGCAGGAAUCGGUUUGGCUGUAGUACCAAACUACAUCGUCAUCCUGGUUCUCAGGGCCAUCUUCGGCUUCAGCGUCAAAGGAGGCUGGAUGGCCAUAUAUGUGCUGCUAACAGAAUUAGUUGGGGUAAAGUACAGACGCACAGUCGGCAUUUUGUAUCAGAUGUUCUUCAGUAUUGGGCUCCUCAUCCUCCCUCUGCUCGCCUACUUCAUCACUGACUGGCGCUGGCUGCAAGUUGCCUUCACGGCACCGUAUGCCCUUUAUUUUGCUUACUACAGGUUUAUCCCAGAGUCUCCGCGGUGGCUCAUCUCUCAAAACAAUUCCUCAAAAGCUCUGGAAAUAACCGAGGCUAUUGCCAAGGAGAACAGGAAGAACCUCUCCUCUCAUUUUGAGAUAUUAACUGGUGAUGACGUUGCGUCCACCUCUGCCUCUUUGUUGGACUUGAUCAGAACUCCCAAUAUGAGAAAACACACUUUCAUCCUCAUGUUUAACUGGUUCACCAGUGCUGUGGUUUAUCAGGGCCUCAUCAUGCGGGUGGGGAUAACGGGAGGAAACGUCUACAUCGACUUCCUUAUCUCCAGUCUGGUCGAGUUUCCCGCCGCGUUCCUCAUCCUGUUGACGAUUGAGCGGAUCGGCCGUCGGCUUCCCUUUGCGUCCGCCAACAUCGUAGCUGGAAUCUCCUGCAUCGUCACUGCUUUCAUUCCUGACAGCAUGUUCUGGUUAAAGACCAUAGUCUCCUGCAUCGGUCGGCUGGGGAUCACCAUGGCCUUUGAGAUGGUGGUGUUUGUUAACACUGAGCUUUACCCGACUUGUGUCAGGAACCUGGGAGUGUCGGUUUGCUCCACUCUUUGUGAUAUUGGAGGAAUUGUUUCUCCCUUCUUGCUCUACAGACUGGCCAGCAUCUGGCUUGAACUGCCUCUCAUUAUCUUUGGAGUUGUAGCUCUGGUAGCUGGAGGUUUGGUUCUGCUCCUGCCUGAAACCAGAGGAGUUGCUCUGCCUGAUACCAUCCAGGACGUUGAGUUUCCUGAUCGGAAAAAGGGGAAACAAGAAGAAAAUCAGGAAGUGAAGCAAGUCUUGAAAACUAAUGAAGUGGCUUAGUUUUAUUCUAACAAAUCAGUUCCAACUUAAGAAAUCAGUUUUUUAUGUUUUUUUAAUACAAAGCUUUACUUCUAAAAUUAAUCAUUUGUUUUUUCACAAUACAACAUGAUGGUCAGCUUUUUAGUUGGCUUGCAUUGUUUUCUUGUUCCAGUCUAUGAAACAGGUUUAAGUCGACCUGUAAAUCUGCUGGAAUCAAACUAGAAUGAACUGGAUUUUAAAACAUAAUAUUCAAAACUGAAUUUUUAACAAAAAUCACAUUUUCUUCCUCUUUUUGUCUAGUUUUUUAUUGUGGCACUUAAAGAAACAUCACACUAGAAAACACAUCAUGAAAUCUAUUAAUCAUUCAAUAAUUGUCAUUAAAAAUCAUAAAGUAUAUAUAUUAUGGCAAAAUGUCAUCGGAUUUCAUGUGUGAAAAACAUUUAACGCUAUAAUGUUUCAAAUGCAUAACAUCAUUCCAGUUGUACUAAUAUUAUUGUACUAUACUAUGUGUGAAAAAUACAUCCAACAGUAUUGUUUCAUGUUUAACCUUUUCAGUAUACUGCAAAACAUAUUGUACUGUACUAUGUAUCAUGACUAAAUAAAUCAUACUCUACUGUCUUGAUAAAAAAAA